UUUUUCGUUUCAUGCAUCUUUCAAACAGCAUGCAUGAUGCAUACUGCAUAUUUUUUUUCUUCUCAACAAACGGAAUAUCAAUACACACAUAUAUUUAUAUAAAUAACACGGUUCAUUGCAAAUCAAGACAAUGAUAUGCUCCUUCUUCGGGUUCAAUUUUUCGAGGGAAAAUUCUCAAAUUUCAUCCGAUUGGGUUCAUUGCAUGGACACAGGAGUGAGUGGGAUACACCAACUAAUAACGAAGCAUACUCAAGCGAUAGAGCGAACACUAUGAAACCGAAAGGAAUAGAUAUGGUUGAAUAUAUAACAGUCAUCCGUAUAAAUGAAUGACAAAAUAUUUUGUUCAACGCUUAUGGCUCCCGUAAUUUAUGUACAACAGAGACUCCAUGUACGAAUACAGUGCGAACAAAUCGCCUGGUAUGGCUCAUCGUCUCUCUUUCAUUCUCCUUCUCUCCAUCACUCACUCGCUCGCUCGCUCGCUCUAUCUCGAUAUCGAUGUGUGUUUGUAAGUGAGUUUAGGGCUGCGCUUUUCUAUGUAUGAGUGUGACUGUGUGUAUAGAUAUUUGGAAUCGACACUGACUUAGCGAGUUCAUUGAACUAACAAAUGAACGAACGUUCGCGCUGAGCGCAGUGUCUAUACAUUGUACUUUGUGGCGAGGCAAAAAUUUGUUAUACUUCGCUCUCCCCGUGCACUGUAUUCCACAUGCAAAAAGUGUGUGUCUGUGUGUAUGACGUAAAACGAUAGAGAGAGGGAUGAAGAAAAAAAAAUUAAAGGAAAAUAUUGUAUGAAAUUUGAGCACCAUUAGAAACCAGGGAUGAAAUUUAUCAUUUGUGAAGAAGAAGAUGAGGAAAAGUAGACAUCAUCGAAGUGAAUUUCCUUUGAUUGCAAAUGUCUUAUCAAGAAUCAAAAAUGUCCUAUACAAAUUUCGUUUGUAAGCGCACAAUUCUCUCACUUUUUAUCACUCUUUGCCCAUUCAAAAUGAUAAUAAUGUUAGAGAAUUGAUCAGGUUGGCAAAAAGGAGCAAUGAACUGGCUGAGAUUAGAAAUUGCCACACAAACCGAUGAUGACAAAUAAUAAAGGCAUGAGUUUUCUUCUCUCUCUCUCUCUCUCUCUCUCUCUCUAUUCCUUCGUAAUAGUUUCAGUGCAAAAGUGAUUGGAGCGAAAUAUUAAGCGCGAAAAGAGGGCUACUAGGAAUAAUAUCGCAUAUGUACGAAAACACAGUCACCUACUCAAAACGAAUGCAAAGCUUUUACAUAACUCUCAUCAUCCGUACAUAUCGUUGCGUCUCGUUUUGUGCGCCACUGUGCCAGAAUGAAUGGCAACAGCACAGCCAACCAGCGUUGUGCGGCUUGUGGUGCGAGCGAGUACGGUCAUUCCAUCGAACAGAGAUAGAAUGCUGCGAGAAGCACAUGUAGGCACUCACACAAUCUCACCAGUGUAUACGCGCCAAGCGCAUAUAUAGCCUUCUAGCAAACGCUUCGGCCAUUCGCUUCAUAUCAAAUUGAUGGUAUGUAUGCGCGCUAAUGUGAAGCGUUUGCAUGUAUGCGUGUGAUCACAUUGGAAACGCUCGCUUUUACACAGCGUUCGGUUUGUCUAGCAGCGACGAGAGAGACCUGACUGUAACUUGAUUGAACGCAAACAGUUAGCCGUUUGUAACAUUCGUAAAUGAACUCUGGUUGAGCGCGUACAUGAAAUAAAUGUCUGUUUAUUUCGUUCCGUGGUUCAUAUACGUCGUUUGUUCAUUCACACAUUAGCCAAAAUCUCACAUCACUAACAUUCAAUAAAACAAACAAAAAACCAUAGCAAUUAAUUGUAAUACAAUAAACGACGGCAUCUGAGUGAUAUAAGAAGAAAAAAAAUAUUAUAACCAGAAAAAAAGACAAUUUUUUUUCUCUCAGUGAUCAAAAAGAAAAGAAUGAAUCUGAUUUUUGUUUAAAAAAGAAAUGAAAAAUAUAUAGUCAAAAAGUCGUUGCACUGUUCAAAAUAUCAAGAGUAAAAGAAAAUCACAAUAUCGUGGCGUUGAUCAAGUGUAUUUAAAAAGGAAAAUAACAACCGAAAAAUCUGACAAAAAUUCAUCAAGUACCAGUAAAGUGUUCACAAAAACGGAAAAACCGCGCGAAUAUCAUUUCAACAUCGAAUUGUUGUGGUUUCGUGCACCGAUUCUCCUCUUCUCCCAUCGAAUAACAAGUAAUACUAAACAAAUUAUCUAGAUAUUUCGAUUGUUUUGCCGAAUUCAAAAUCAAUCGCGACCGCCGCGUUCAAAGUAAUAAGAAAUUGUUAGGCAAUAUCCUGCGUAUUCUGGAUUUGUCAGUUUAUGUUGACUGAAUAAGUGAUCGCAUUUCGUAGAGUUACCGCCCAAGCACAAAAUAAUCCUUAGCUAACACUAGACGUGUUCGAAUUUAAAAAAGAAAAGCAAAAGAAGUUUGAAAAAAAUACAAUUAUUUCUCGUCGUUUGACUGCAAAGUAGAAAGAGGAAAAAAGGGCAAAACAAAAUAAAGUGAUUAUGUUGCCAUCAAUAUAUCAGCAGCAACAUCAGCAACAACAACAACAGCAGCAACAGCAACAGAAUGAGUUCAAUUGUGGUACUAAUAGCCAAAUGUGUUCUAUGAUGAUGACGACCGACUGCCUCAAGUCGGCGUCCGUCCAAAAUAUGUCUCCACCGUUUCGAGACUUUUCCUCGCAAUUGAAUAGUAGUAGUGGUAAGAGCAGUCAAUUAAAAGAGACGCAUAGUGCUUUAGUGAAAAUUUUAGAAUCGGCACCAAUCCCAUCGAAUACAUCGACAACAACCGCGACGAUAGCGACGACGACAAACACAACAGACACAACGGUACCACAAUCGUUUACAAAAACAACAACUAUGCUACUAGUGAAUCAGACUAACCAACAAAACAAUUAUCAUCGUAAGCGAAAUAAGCAUCUAAAUACUAUCAAUACACAUUGUGAUAUGGAUAAGAGUAGCGAUGAGGAGAUGGGCUGCAAUAGUAAUAGUAGUGCCAGUAGUAAUGCCAGCGAAGCGGAAAUCAUAUGCCCAUGGAAGAAAACGAGAAUUGCACGGGAAUGGCAUCAGUCACAAAAUAUUAAGAUGGACGAUGAUGCAAUGGAUCGAAUUACCACCGUUACAGUACCAACCGUACCCACAAUUAACCUGAACAUACAAAGUAACAACAAUGAUGGCGAAUAUGAUGCUGGCGAUGACAUCAGCGAUGAUAACGGCGAAAACGAUGAAAAUUCAAACAUUUGCGAAUGCUAUAAUACAUGGCGACGUGCCAGCAACGAUGGAGACGACGAUGAUGAACUGCAUGAAAAUCACCAUCACCACACUGGCACAUCAACAAAGAAGCACAAGAGUUUCCAUAGCGGACAGAACAAUGGCACCGAUUCGGGUUGUGAUAGCGAUUGUCCGGAAAAUAUCAGCGAAUUGUGUAAAAAAUUCGAUGAAAACCUUUCUGAACAAGACGGAUUUUUCAGACGAUCCAUACAACAAAAGAUUCAAUAUCGUCCAUGCACGAAAAACCAACAAUGCAGCAUUCUGCGCAUCAAUCGUAACCGUUGUCAGUAUUGUCGCCUAAAGAAAUGUAUUGCAGUCGGAAUGAGCCGAGACGCUGUUAGAUUUGGCCGUGUGCCGAAACGUGAAAAGGCACGUAUAUUGGCUGCUAUGCAGCAAAGUACACAGAAUCGUGGUCAUCAAAGAGCAAUGGCCACCGAACUAGAUGACCAGCCACGUUUAUUGGCCGCCGUAUUGCGUGCACAUAUGGAAACAUGCGAAUUCACACGCGAAAAAGUGGCAUCAAUGCGACAACGUGCACGAGAAUGUCCCAGCUAUUCGUUGCCAACUAUGGCAUGCCCAUUGAAUCCAGCACCAGAACUUCAAUCAGAACAGGAAUUUUCACAGCGUUUCGCUCAUGUGAUUCGUGGUGUUAUCGAUUUUGCCGGUAUGAUUCCCGGCUUCCAGUUGCUCACACAAGACGAUAAAUUCACAUUGCUGAAGGCCGGCUUAUUUGAUGCAUUGUUUGUGCGUUUAAUUUGCAUGUUUGACACAUCAAUAAACAGUAUCAUCUGCUUGAAUGGCCAAGUAAUGCGACGGAAUUCAAUACAAAAUGGAGCCAACGCUCGAUUUUUGGUGGAUUCAACAUUCAAUUUUGCCGAACGCAUGAAUGCGAUGAACCUAUCCGAUUCAGAGAUCGGUCUAUUCUGUGCAAUUGUUUUAAUAUCGGCAGAUCGUCCUGGUUUGCGUAAUAUUGAAUUGGUGGAAAAAAUGCAUUCAAGACUGAAGGGUUGCUUACAAACAGUUAUCUCACAAAAUCGACCAGACGAUCCAGAUUUCAUGAUCGAACUACUGAAAUUGUUGCCCGAUUUGCGAACACUCAGCACAUUACACACCGAAAAAUUGGUCGUUUUCCGGACCGAACACAAAGAAAUGCUGCGUCAACAGAUGUGGUCCAUGGAAGAGGAAUCAAGCAAAAGCUCCGGCUUAAGUCAAUGGGGCUGCAAUGAUCAAGUUAUUGAAGAAGUCACAAAAAGCCCAAUGGGAUCGGUUUCCAGCACGGAAUCCGGUGACACUACGUCCGAUUAUUCACAGUCGCUAUCACAAUCGGCACCACUAUUGGCAGCAACACUUGCCGGCGGUUGCCCAAUGCGAUUGCGCGCCAAUUCCGGAUCAUCGGCUGAAGAUGAUAUCGUUGGAACACAUCAUUUAACACAAAAUGGUUUGACAAUAACGCCAGUGGUGCGAUCAACAACAGCUGCUCAUCACAUUCGCUAUCGUAAAUUGGAUUCACCAACCGAUUCGGGCAUCGAAUCCGGUAAUGAAAAAGCCGAUCACAAAGCUGCUAGCAGCGAAUCGUCAUCGUGCUCGAGCCCAAGAUCAUCGGUCGAUGAUAUGAAUGAGGAGAAACGGCCUAUUGCCGAAGAUAUGCCCGUAUUGAAGCGUGUACUUCAGGCACCACCACUUUACGAUACAAACUCAUUGAUGGACGAAGCAUACAAACCACACAAGAAAUUCCGCGCUUUGAGACAUCGAGAAUAUGAAGCCGAAGCUGAUUCAGUGCAACAGCAUCAUUUGUCGUCGCAUAGCCAGCAACAGCCACAACAACAGCAAUCACAUUCGAGUGAACUCCCACAAUCGCAACCCAUUAGCGAGAAACCAGCUCUAUCGCCACCACAAACAAAUCCACAUCAAAGUCAAUUACACAUGCAUUUAACAAGGCCAAACAGUCAUCAGCAUAGCUCAAGUGCGCCUACUCAUCAUCAUCAGUCUUCCUUGUCAAGUACACAUUCAGUGUUGGCCAGAUCAUUGAUGGAAGAGCCCCGAAUGACACCUGAACAAAUGAAACGAAGUGACAUUAUUACAUCGUAUAUUAAGCGCGAAUCGCAAGUCGAACAACAGCGCGUUAGUUCACAGAGUGGGCUAUUAGUGUGUGCAUUGUCGUCCGGUUCGAACUCACAUCGAAGUUCACCAUUGAAUGCAACCGCAAGCGCAAUGCCACCAAAACAAUGUCCAUACACUGGCGCAUCAACGAAUCGCUGGCAAAACGGUACCACAUUGUCAGUUAUCACAACGACGCGCCACAAUACAGAACCAACGCCAAUGCGCGAGGAUGUGAAUAUGAUUCAGGAUGGUGUGGAUGCACGGCUUAAAAGCGAUGCAUCUUCACCAACGUCAUCAUCACCGCACUCAACCUCAUCAACAUCACCGGCAAUGCCAAAUUCAACCGCAUCAAUGGAUGAAGACGAAAAUCCAAUGCUUCGAUCAACCAUGGUAUCGUUGCUUCAGCCACUGAAUCUGUCGAAAAAGUCACCAUCACCUGUGCAGCAUCAACUAUCGUCCUGCUUUUAAAAAAUAACGAAGCAAAAGUGCGUAUAAUAAUUUAAUUUUUAACAGAAAAUUAAACAUUGAGCAAAAAACACAAGUUAAGAGUAUAAGUUCUUAUACACGAAGAUGUGUCCUAAGAGUUGCUAUUGUGCUUGAUAUUUUGGGUGCCGAACAUUGAUGUUGAUUGAGAAUUAUUUGAUAGAAAAUAUGUUACAACACACAAAAUGGUGAAAGAAAGCAGCAAAAAAUGAUGAAACCAAACCAAACUCGGACCGAACACUGGCACACAUACGCACGGUGAGCACAAAAGUGAUUUUGUUGUCUCUCUCAAUAUGUGUACAGACAAACGAUUUGGAUCAAGCCAAGAGAAAUAAUGCAAACAAAGCAACAAAAUUGCGAUAUUGAUUUUAUCUACUCAAAACAAAGGAGAAAAAAAACAUUGUUGGGCUUAAAAAAUAUUCAUUCAAUGUGCAAAGAAACUAGUGUGUAUUUUCUUGUUUUUUUCUUAAACUUUUGUUUUGUUACACAUCUAUGGAUAAAGGAAAGAAGAGGUUCGCGAAAAGGAGAAAAAAGUGAUUAGUCAAACCCGAACGUGUGUACAUGUGGAACACAAAUUGCAUUAAUUUAUGAACAUACACUUUUUAACGUUUAGAUUGUGAACAUUUAAUCGAAUCAAUUGAAUAAAAAAAAAAUAACUAAAAGAAGGCAAUCAAGCCAUUUGAUUGAUAACAAAACACACACACACACAACAAACGUUUAAGGAAAACACUACCUAAGAAGAAGUUAGAAACGACAUUUUUAUUAUGUAAAUUAAAUUACUUAGUGAAUAUUAUUAUUAUAUACAAUCUGAACCACAUAGAAGCGGAUUGAUUGAAAGAAAACACACACACACACAAAAAAUUGAAAAAACCUAUCAAGUAAUUACAUUUUUCUUCUUCUUUUAUUUUGAAUUAUUUGAAGUUACAAAGAAAAACUUAGUGAAAUAAAUUUAAUGGUAAAGAUAAAAGAAAUAAACAAAACAAAAAAAAUUAUUAUGAAGAACAAAAAUGGAAAAAAAACGACAAAAAAAAACAACAAACACAUCUAAUACACACAUCAUUUGAAGAUCUCUUCCCAUCAAUUUUUCUAUCUGUUUAAGUUUUAACAGAAAAAUGCGAUUCUUUUUUAUAAGAAGAAUAAUAAUAAUGAUAAAAAAAGAAAAAAUUCGCGAACAUGCGCUGAUUGAAAUUUGAAAAAGAAAAUGGAGAAAAAAAACAGAAGGAUUAAAACAAAGGAAAAAAGUAAGAUUUUAACACUUUUCUCUCUCUUUAAAAAAAAAAACAACACAAAAAUAUUAUACACACAGAGACAACAUACCUUAUACUUAUUUAAAUAGUUUUCAUUCUUUCUCUUUUUUUUUGAUUUUCAAAGUUUAUUAGCCAAGGGUGUAUAUGCCUUGUUAUUAACCUAUUGAAGAAUGUUAGAUUUUACAUAAACAACAAACACACACACACACACACACACAUGCCCACUUUCGAUAAGGGGUACAUCUACGAAGUAAAAGUAAUUUAAACAAUCAACAAACAACAAUGUGUAGGAGCUAAAAUUUAAUGUGGAGAAAUACAAAGAAGAAGAAAAAAAUUAAAAAAAAAAAUCACAAAAAACAAUGAGAACAUAAUCACACUCGUCUAGAUAAACUACCCAAAAUAGUUAUUAUCAUCUAUUAUGAAUAUACGUACAAUUUAUUAUACUUUGAUUUAUUGCUAGUGCAUAAACGAAAUGAGUAUGGAAUAUAGAAUCAAACAAACAACAACAAAAAAAUAAAUAAAAAAAAUUAAAAAAAAAACAAUCAGAGUUUGUUUUUUUUUCGUGGCGAAAGACCUUUGUUUCUUACGGCACGGCGGCGGUACACAUGGUCGACUUUUCAUUUCUUUUUUUAAGGAUUCCUCAUUCAUUUCUUUUGUAAAUAAAAAAAAUUCACAUCUAAAACAACAACAACAACAUUUCUAAACGUAAAACAAGUGGAGAAUCUAAAAAAAAAACAAAAACACAACACACAUAUUACAUUUAUGGUAGCGUUUUCUUAAAGUAUAUCCUAAUCAUUCAAUCACAUACACAAACACAUAUUUCAUUCACUUCGCAGACAACACAUCAAAUUCAUUGUGAGAAAUGAGCAUUCUUUCAUUAGAGCAUUCGAUUGCCGCGUGAAACAUGAAAAACACGAACUCGAAUGUAAAUCAACAGAAAAGAUGAUCGAAAAUCAGUUGAAAUUACAAAGAUUCAUCAUAAGAUUAUGUGCAAACACAUUCAAAUUUUAUUAUUAAAAUCACAAAAGAUCUUUACCAAUAGGUGACAAAAUGAACGAAACUAAACGAACAUGUAUUAAAAAUGGGCGAUGAGAUCGAACGAUGAUGCAAUGAGAGUGCUGCACAUACUUAUACACAUACACACCAUCAUUCACAUCGUUUGGUCUCCAACAAAUUUUGUGUAAUAUAGUGAAGCGAGCUAAUUACAAAGAAGAAGAAAAACCGGAUGCAGAACCAAACACACACACACACA
This is a messenger RNA of Sitodiplosis mosellana (orange wheat blossom midge), 8351 nucleotides long. RefSeq names its product ecdysone-inducible protein E75 (gene Eip75B). Gene Ontology annotation, biological process: hormone-mediated signaling pathway; positive regulation of transcription by RNA polymerase II; negative regulation of transcription by RNA polymerase II. Bases 2505 to 5837 code for a protein of 1110 amino acids. NCBI's taxonomy places the organism in Eukaryota, Metazoa, Arthropoda, Insecta, Diptera, Cecidomyiidae. The record is from RefSeq and is a predicted model, not a curated record. Gene Ontology annotation, molecular function: zinc ion binding; RNA polymerase II cis-regulatory region sequence-specific DNA binding; nuclear receptor activity. The transcript is spliced from 7 exons.